Cuscuta campestris is the source of this 1363-nucleotide messenger RNA. NCBI's taxonomy places the organism in Eukaryota, Viridiplantae, Streptophyta, Magnoliopsida, Solanales, Convolvulaceae. The record is from the annotation of a GenBank genome assembly.
CGUACCAUAUACCUCCUUCCCACAUAGAGGAGGGAUGCGAGACAGAGGGAGGGGGAAUCCAAAGUCCAUAGUUGAGUAGCAGUUUUUUCCAUUGCUAUCGAAUGCUUCAACUUCUUCUACACAAUCUCCAAUCCAACAAGCAGCGCAUCAAACGGGUUCAUUUCAUUGUCCCCCAAUUCACUCCUUAUCUACCACAUUAUUCUCUGUUCUCCUCCGUUCCUGUUCAUCCUUCGCGUCGAUCUUCUCCAUCAGCUAUAAAACCCACUAACAUCCAUCCAAUUCCGAUUAACUUUCGAGGCAUUGCAAAAGAUGUGAUACCAGAUUGUUCUUAUCUCUUUGAUUGCAGCAGCGGUGAGACUUUGGCCAACUCUUCUCUCAAAUAUUUCAUUUUUAGGCUUUCUUGUAUCUCCCCAGAAACUGUUCGCAGAUUUUGGAGAGUUCAUCCGUUAAAACCUCAAGACGUUCUUGAAAUUCUUCUGGGUUUUCAAUGUGUCUGCAAUAAUAUUUGGCUUGAGGCUGAAAAGAUUGAUUCUUUGUGGGGGAUUUUUAGGCGGGCAAGCCAGCAGAGUAAGGGGUUUGAGCAUCUUUCUCAAUCUUACAAGAUCAUGGCCUCCAUGCUUAUCCGGGCCGGGAUGUUUGAGGAGGUUGAAUGCUUGCUUUCCAUGGCUACAAGUCAGGAAGUUCUCUUCGAUGAUCAUGAAAUUUUCAGUAAUUUGAUUCAAGGGUAUGUGGGUGAGCUCCAUUUGGAGAAGGCUGUUGCAAGUUAUGAUAGAAUGAGGAUUCUAGGCUUAGUCCCAUCAUUGUCAUGCUAUGAACUCCUUCUCAAGUUCUUGAUUCAACUAAAUGUGACCCAACUGGCACCUCAAAUUUUUGCGGAUGCUAUAACUCUAGGUAUGGGAAGGACAGUACCACAAGGGCACAUUUAUGGGAGUGUUGUUAGGCUUUUGUGUGCAGACGGUAAAGUUCAGGAUGCUAGAAAUCUUGUCAAGAAAGGUCUUACUCUUGGAAUUAAGCCCAGCAACUUAGUUCUCAAUGCAAUGGUGACUGCGUACUGCGAGAAGAGGGAUUAUGAUGACAUACUUAGUUUCUUUGUCGAAUGUGCCAACUCCUUCCGCCUGAGGCUGGAAGAAUUGGGUUUUUGUUCCAACGAAAUAACCCUCGGAAUUUUGAUUGGGUGGAGUUGCCGAGAGGGGAAAAUCAAAGACGCUUUCAUUUAUUUUAAUGAGAUUCUGUCAAGACGUCUCAAGCCACAGGGGUAUUCAUAUGACGCUCUUCUGAGCGGGCUCUUCAAGCAGGGCAUGUGGAAGCACUCUCAAGAGAUUCUCUAUGAAAUGAAGGAAACCACAGAUGGGCUCCAACUGUC